GUAAAUCUCUCGGGGUUCUAGGUGGGAAUUCUUAGAACUUUUGUGGUGUGUGUUGACCAGAAGCGACACAGAGGUUUUAGUCACUUCUUAAAAGGGGAUAGCUUCUCCGCUCCCUAUGUGGCGCAGGGUGAGCCUUGAGGUUUCUGGUAAGAGGCCAUCUGAGAAAGCCGGUCUAUGCUGUGCCUAAGUGGCGUCCGCAAUUGUGAGAUGAGCAAAAUGCUUUAAUGGAUUAUUAUCAUGGCGCUGCGGGCUGUGUGGCUCAUAAGUCACGAACCAGGAACUCCAUGUUGUGGCACCGUGAGAUUCUCCAGACGGUAUCCAACUGUUGAAAAACGAGCCAAAGUAUUCAAUGGAACAAAUUAUGUGCCUAUUCCUGAAGAUGAUCCCUUUCUUAAAGCACUACUCUUUGAACUUAGAUUAUUGGAUAAUGAUAAGAACUUUGUGGCAAGUCGUGAUAGCUGUUCACGCAUCAAUAAAACAUCCAUCUAUGAACUCCCAGUAGGAGGUGAAGAACUGUGGCCAGUUGUUGCUUUUCUGAAGAGUGGCAUGAUAUAUGCUUGUGUUCCACUAGUGGAACAAACUGUAUCCCCUCAUCCACCAUUAAUUAGCAUUAGUGGAAUUUCACAAGGCUUUGAACUUCUUUUUGGCAUACAGGAUUUUCUUUACUCAUGUCAAAAACAUAACACUGAGCUAAAUACAAAAUUGAGCCAAUUGCCUGACUUGCUUCUACAGGCUUGUCCAUUUGGUACUGUAUUAGAUGCCAACUUACAAAAUUCGUUGGAUAAUAUCAAUUUUUUGCCUGUGACUCAGCCACAAAAACAGCCAGCCUGGAAAACUGGAACAUAUAAAGGAAAACCACAAGUUUCUAUUUCUAUCACUGAAAAAGUAAAAUCCAUGCAAUAUGAUAAACAGAAUAUAGCAGAUACAUGGCAAGUUGUUGGAACAGUCACUUGCAAGUGUGAUUUGGAGGGAAUCAUGCCAAAUGUGACAAUCAGCUUGAGUCUCCCCACCAAUGGAUCUCCACUUCAGGAUAUUCUAGUUCAUCCUUGUGUGACUUCUCUUGACUCUGCCAUUCUGACUUCUAGUAGCGUUGAUGCAAUGGAUGACUCUGCAUUUAGUGGGCCUUACAAAUUUCCAUUCUCUCCACCUUUAGAGUCAUUCAACUUAUGCUACUACACUUCUCAGGUCCCCGUCCCACCAAUUUUGGGUUUUUAUCAAGUGAAAGAGGAAGAAGUACAACUAAGAAUAACAGUCAAUUUAAAACUUCAUGAAAGUGUAAAAAAUAAUUUUGAAUUCUGUGAAGCUCAUAUACCUUUUUACAAUAGAGGUCCAAUUACACAUGUGGAAUACAAAGUUAGUUUUGGCCAGCUUGAAGUAUUUCGAGAAAAAAGCUUAUUGAUCUGGACUAUUGGCCAGAAGUUUCCGAAAUCAUUGGAAAUUAGUCUUUCUGGAACUGUAACUUUUGGCACCAAGAGCCAUGAGAAGCAGCCAUUUGACCCAACUUGUGUUGGAGGGACAGCAUAUUUAAAGCUCCAUUUUAGGAUCUUAGAUUACACACUCACUGGGUGUUAUGCAGAUCAGCAUUCUGUUCAAGUUUUUGCAUCAGGAAAACCAAAGAUAAGUGCACACCGGAAACUAAUUUCUUCUGAUUAUUACAUCUGGAAUUCUAAAGCCCCUGCUCCAGUAACAUAUGGAUCAUUAUUACUAUAACACUAAAGCCUCGUUGAUCCAGUUCAUCUCUCCCCUAAUUACGUUGGUGUGAACAUAUCUCUGCAGAUCUUUCAUCUUUCUCAGCCCUCCCUUUUACUCAUGGUGGCAUCUGGUUGACAUGGUCUCUCUCUCGGGCAAGGCUGCCAACAAUGCUUUGUACUCAUCUGUGAAAGAAACUCUUCACCCUGACUCCAUUUCUUCAAGCAAGUGACUACUUAAAUUUCAUAGGCAAGAGAUUAUUCUUGCUUUUAAUGACUUUGGGCAUUUUGAGGCAUCUGGUAAUAAGAAGCAAAUCAGCUGGGCUGGGAUAAAACAGGCAAUGUUUUUCCUUCACUAGUUCAUUUGGAAAAGUCGCUUUGCUAAUUGAGAAAAAAUUUAAUGAAUUUUACUUGUAUUAAAAUAAAGGUGUUUGCUUCAUGGCACAAUGUACUCAUUUGAGAAAGUCAUUACAUUUAUGUAUUGUGUUGUCAUGUAAAUACUUUUGCCAAAAUGUAUUAACAAGCAAUAUAAUAUUAUGGUUCAUGGUUCAUGUAGUAUAUGAAAAAGAAUAAUUGUAUAACUAAUCAGUGAAAACAAAGCAAAUGUUCCUCUUGGGUUUGUACAAUAAAAAUGGAAUUAAAAUUA
Carlito syrichta (Philippine tarsier) is the source of this 2334-nucleotide messenger RNA. RefSeq names its product adaptor related protein complex 5 mu 1 subunit (gene AP5M1). Lineage: Eukaryota; Metazoa; Chordata; Mammalia; Primates; Tarsiidae. Gene Ontology annotation, biological process: endosomal transport. The transcript is spliced from 11 exons. The record is from RefSeq and is a predicted model, not a curated record. The coding region runs from base 238 to 1710 and encodes 490 amino acids. Gene Ontology annotation, cellular component: AP-type membrane coat adaptor complex; cytosol; lysosome.